This is a messenger RNA of Ciona intestinalis (vase tunicate), 2478 nucleotides long. The record is from RefSeq. NCBI's taxonomy places the organism in Eukaryota, Metazoa, Chordata, Ascidiacea, Phlebobranchia, Cionidae.
AAAUAUAAACCCUUGAUAGUUACUGACAUUUAAAGUAAAACUGAAUAAUGUUGAAGACAACCCAUUUGGAAAACUCGAUGGACAACAAUCUUACAACCACCGUUGAUGCUGUGAAUGGAAUAAACGAUGAAACAGUUGGAUAUGAUUAUGAAUUCAUCCCAUCUUUGGACAACAAGUAUAUGUGCCCUAUCUGUUUGUUGGCAUUACGUGAUCCUGUUCAAACAGAAUGUGGGCAUAGAUUUUGCCAUCUGUGUAUAUUACGCUGUAUCAGAAGCAAAGCCAGUUGCCCAGUUGACCAAAUAACAUUGUUUUCCAACCAACUUUUCCAAGAUCGCUCAGCUCACAGGGAGGUUUUGGACUUGAAAGCAAAAUGUCCCAACAUUGGAUGUGAUUUGGUUGUGGAAUUGCGCAAUAUUAAGAACCACAUAGCAAAGUGCCCACAUAGGAGAACACCAUGCAAGAAUGGCUGUGGGUUGGAGUUGUUAGAACAAGACUUGGUGCACCAUGAGACAAGCCAGUGUCCAAAUAGACCUGUGACUUGCCCAACAUGCCAACAGGAAUAUGCUUUCUCUGCAGAAAAGGAACACGAGGAAGAAUGUAAACAAUAUGAACCUGUGCUAUGCGAACAUUGCAAUCAUGAAGUUAAAAGAUAUAAAUUAAAACAACACAUGAGCAGUGAAUGCCCGCAAGCUCCAAUUAAAUGUGUGUUUGAUAAAGUAGGAUGCCAUCAACAGUACCCCCGUCACGACAUCAAGACGCAUAUGGAGAAUACAACUCAAAUUCACCUCCAAUAUUUACUAAGUUUUAUCAUGAAUUUACAAAAACAAAACGACGAGCUUCAAGAAAGCUUAAAAGUUGCCAAAUUAAAACUCGACAAAACAACAGCAAAGGAGAAUGAAUCUUCGGACGCCACUGUUUCUGAUCGCCUUAGAUUUGAAUCUGUCAAUAUUUCCGAUGGAAACAUUUAUUCCCCCAAUCAUGAAGCUGCUUCAGAAAACGAUGAAAUUGAUGAAAUUGACCGGAUCAAAGUUGAGAACAAACGAAGGGAAGAAGCAAUGGUUUCGUCAGCAUCGUCGUCCAGUGCUUCAUCUCCACUAGUGGGGGCCACAGGGGAACCACUGAACAACCAUCUCCAUCUAACGAUGAUGGUGAACAAACAAACAGACCAGGACGGGAAAAUUGUCAGACUUGACCACCACGUGCGUGAACUGAUGGCGAAGAUGGAAACGCAAAUAUUACAAAUCAAAGAUAUUCAAAACAGACUGACUGGGAUGGAACAAAGGAUUGAUAACCAGGAGUUGAGAUGUUGCAAUGGAUUAUAUUAUUGGAAAAUUAAAGAUUACGCACAAUUACGCAGAGCAGCGUGUCUCGGUGAAAUGCCGGUCUUACACAGCCCAGGUUUCUACACAAGUCCCCAAGGUUAUAGGAUGUGUAUCCGUGCCAACCUUGAUGGGGUGGAAAGCGCACAAGGAACCCAUCUUUCCUUAUUUGUUCAUCUCAUGAAAGGAGAUUUUGAUGAUGUGUUACCUUGGCCUUUCUGUGGUUCAAUCACACUCACUGUUAUAAACCAGAAAGAGUUGCCAUCACAGCGGGCGCACGUGUCUGAAAUGUUGGAAUCGCGAGCCAACUUAAUGGCUUUCCAGCGUCCUAUAACUGAGCGCAACCAGAAGGGAUACGGCUACAUAGACUUCUUACCACUCAAUUUAAUCGAAACUGAAGGAUUUAUUAAAUCAGACACGCUUGUUAUAAAAGCUCAGGUCCACGUUUAUGAACUUUCUCUUCAAUAAAACUAAAACUUGCAAAAUUUUAUUUUUAUCUGAAUUUUAUUUUUUAUUUGAGAGAAUUAUAAUUAUGUCAGUUUCAUUUAAAUACAUUAUCUCCUCCUGUAUUUUUGUAUGUCUGCCAAAACUUUACAACUUAAUAAAACAAACUGUUAACAAACUUUCGAACUUAUGCUGUGCAUCUUGAAUGUAGACCGGGCUUUAUAGUUUUAGUUCAAUUAUUAUUUCACCCAUUAUCUGGUUGAUCUGAACGUUAUCAACAUUUCAUCCAUUACUGUCCUUUGUUGAUUGGACCGUUAAUGGCGUCUCACCUGUUAUAUUUCUUUUACUCAUUUUCCUGGCCAGAUUUUUGAACUAUUUUUAAACAACCUAUAACUAUAUCAUUGUAACGCGUCUACAAUAGUGUUUAUUUAUGUUUAUUGUUUUUUCCUCCAGUGUUUAAUGUCCACGCAGUUUCAUUCCCGUUACACAAUGUAAUAUACCAGCAAGUAUAACCGUGGGCAGAAGUCAUGUUGUUAUAAAUCUAUAAAUAAUAUGAUGUUUCAAUCUGUUUGUGCAUUAAGUUUAUUACAAGUUGCCAUCUAUUGUUGCUUUAUUUGUUGUUAUCAUGCGAUUGUACUUUGUUUGUAAAAUCUAUUUAGGCUCAGUUUUCCAUCACCACAGUAAACUGGCUUGCCAUUUAAAAAUACCAACUGUA